Engraulis encrasicolus (European anchovy) is the source of this 1603-nucleotide messenger RNA. RefSeq names its product vesicle-associated membrane protein 5 (gene vamp5). NCBI's taxonomy places the organism in Eukaryota, Metazoa, Chordata, Actinopteri, Clupeiformes, Engraulidae. Gene Ontology annotation, cellular component: plasma membrane. Gene Ontology annotation, biological process: Golgi to plasma membrane protein transport. The transcript has 3 exons. Bases 262 to 606 code for a protein of 114 amino acids. The record is from RefSeq and is a predicted model, not a curated record.
GGUUGUUCCAAGUUCAGAGACCGAAUGGAUACAGUUCUUGUCGGAGCAAAGUAACGGGCAAAGGAAAGCGCUCUUGUACAGACAACUUUGAAAUAUCUGUGGAGUUCUACGUUACACUUACACUGUCUUACAGACGUUACAGUCGAGUGGCAAUAAGUUAUACAACAGCGCGCACUAGGCUACUCUGAUAGUCUAAUCUUUCAAAUGCAGUGACAUCGGCUAUAGUGCUUAAAAUAACGGACACCGGGAGAUCAAAAAGACAUGGAGAACGGCAAGAACCGUCUGCAGCAGGCCCAGGAUGACGUGGACGAGGUGAAGGGCAUCAUGCUGGACAACCUGAACAAGGCAGAGGAGCGCACCGGCAAACUGGGGGAACUGGAGAACAGGGCAGAGGAGCUCCUUGAACAGGGCAAGGGCUUUGCCAAGACAGCAGCCAAGGUCAAGAGGAAGAAGCAGUGGGAGAACCUGAGGCUGAAAAUCAUCAUCGGAGGCGUGAUAUCCGCUGUCAUCAUGGUCAUUAUUCUGGUGGCCGUUUUAAACAGUACCAGCAGCGACUCGUCAGGAAGCGAAGGACCUGCUGACGAUAGUGCCACCCCAGCGCCCUGACGGGGGCUUCGCUGGCCAGGACUGGGCAAGGAAAUGGGAGGACAAUGGGGGAAGUGGAGGAAGACAGGAAGAUAUAGCUAUAUAUAGUAUAUCAGGGAUUCCCUCCAAAGGAAAAGGGAUUGAUGAAGGAGAUACAGUUCAGUUCGGCCUCUGCAUAGUUGGCAGGAGGUGGAGAAGGGGAUUCUAAAGGUUGCUUCUGUUGUAAGAAUGGAAGAGAAAAAUCCGAUCUGUCUGCUAUACUUCCUAUGCUUGCUUGGAAGGAGCUCCGCGACUUUUUGUGUAAGAGAGCGAUCUGGUUGUCAGAUUGAGGUGUUUGCCUGCUGGACAAGUUUGUGUAGGAAAGGUACCUGGAUCUGCUGCUUUUCAGGCCAUUUGUAGGUGGGAAGAGUCUUAAAGGCAGUGUACAGGCUUUGUAUGAGAUGCGUCGUUCCACUGCAAGUUCACCCAAUUGAGUUUACAGUUCUUUGUGUUUUCAUAUUUCCCCACACUUUGUCAGUCACUGCCUUCCAAGCAUUUAACAUCUAUUAAUAUAUUACAUACAACUAUCAUAGGACAUCUAAAGAUUAAUUUAUACCUCCGUGUUUGAAUUCAGUGAAGAAAGCUGUUGAAAAUGAUGCAAUGAGAAUUGUUUCUGCCUUUCCCUACAAAGUUUUCAUGAUGAAGAUUGUGCAUUGUAGGCUACAUGUCUUUUGUCUGGAACUAUUUCUUUUUUUUUUUACUUUGUUUAAACUACCGUCAUAACCUGAGGGAAAGGUAUAUCCCUGCUGCUGUUAAAACCGUCUGCUGUUUAACCUUGUCUAUCAUUUCUAUUGACUGUUACAUGUAAUAUUGCUGUGCCUUCACCAUAUAGGCAUACACAGUAUCAGUUUUUGCCAUUUAAUUGUGUUGUGAGCCUUUAUAUGAAUAUGUUGCUAUAUCAUCAUAAAUAUCAGCAUUUCAUGAUGCCUGUUGUUAGCAGACGUUUGCCACAAUAUCAAUAAAAAAACAUGUGAACAAA